AUGGCGGUGAAGACUGACAUGAGCAAAGCAUACGAUCGCCUCGAAUGGAACUUCAUAUCCACUGUGCUUGAGAGGCUGGGCUUCCAUCCUAUUUGGAUUGGAUUGAUCAUGCAGUGCAUCUCAUCUGUUACAUAUUCCUUCCUUAUCAACGGUUCGCCUAGAGGAAGUGUUAUACCGAGCCGAGGGAUCCGCCAAGGCGACCCCCUCUCCCCCUACAUAUUCAUACUAUGUAGUGAGGUGCUCUCGGGUCUUUGUAACAGAUCACAAGAGGAAGGACGCAUCCAAGGAAUUCAGGUGGCAAGGGGGAGUCCCCGAAUUAACCACCUUCUAUUUGCGGAUGAUACUAUGUUCUUCUUAAGUGCUAGUAGGGAAUCCACAACUGCACUCAAGGCGAUUUUAGACAGAUAUGAAGAAGCGUCGGGACAAUCCAUCAACAAGGAUAAGUCCUCCAUAACUUUUUCCCGUAAGGCGCCAACCGAACUCAAGCAGAGAGUGCACAACGAGUUACAAAUAUUGAAGGAGGGAGGAGUUGGAAAGUAUCUAGGGUUACCGGAACACUUUGGUAGGCGAAAGAGGGAUCUCUUUGCAUCAAUAGUGGACCGGAUUAAGCAAAAGGCGAGUAGCUGGUCCAAUCGGCACCUAUCAACCGCGGGAAAACUUGUGAUGCUUCAAAGUGUACUCACCCCGGUCCCUUCACACGCGAUGACAUGUUUUGAGCUUCCCGUGUCACUGUGUAAACGCAUUCAAUCUGCGUUCACACGAUUCUGGUGGGACGGGGGAAAUGGAAAACGAAAGAUGGCAUGGAUCUCUUGGGAGAAGCUGACAUUGCCAAAAGAUAGUGGAGGGCUGGGCUUUCGAGAUGUGCAGGCUUUUAACGAAGCUUUUCUCGCAAAGAUCAGUGUCCGCUUGAUUGAAAAUCCAGAGGGAUUAUUAGGACGAACACUGUUGAGUAAAUACUGCCCAGAUGGGGAUUUACUAAGAUGCAAAAAGCCGAGUGGAAGCUCUCACGGAUGGAACAGCAUAUUGGUAGGGAGAGAUCUCCUAUUGAAAAAACUGGGUUGGGUAAUUGGCGAUGGCUCUAAGAUUAAGAUAUGGGAGGAUGCUUGGCUGAGCCUUGAUGAACCGCAAAGACCUAUAGGACCUCCGACAUCGAAUACAAUGAAUCUAGUGGUGAAGGAUCUUAUUCAUCCUGAGACGGGACAGUGGAAUCGGGAGCUCAUUCAAGAGGUCUUGCCGUUCCAGGAACAGCAGAUUCUGCUGCUGCAGCCUAGCACUAAGGGAGCUACAGAUGCGCUAAAAUGGCUAGGUACAAAAGAUGGAAACUACACUGUCAAGUCUGGUUACCAUGCUGCUAUGGCAGAGAGCAAAGAGGCAAUCCUAGAGGACGAACCAACACAGGAGUUUGACUGGAAACCUACAGUUUGGAACCUCAAGCUAGCCCCUAAAGUCAAAAUGUUUACCUGGAAGAGCUUAAAAGGAAUCAUCCCGGUGGGUGAAAGACUACUGGCACGCCACAUUGCCGUCGAUCCGAGAUGUAAGCGAUGCGGAAGCUUGGAAUCUAUCAAUCAUCUUCUCUUUCACUGCCCUUUUGCUCGAGAGGUGUGGAGCCGCUCCCCUCUUGACGAAAGCUUUGACAUUAGCGGAUUGACAGAUUUACGAGCUGAUUGGACAGAGUUACAUGCUUGUAAAUCCCUCCCCCCUGCAGGUAUCACUACCACCCCGUUGGUCCCAUGGAUCAUGUGGUUCCUUUGGAAAGCACGGAACAAGUUUGUCUUUGAGAAUUAUGCUGGGAAUCCGGCGGAUUUACUAUCGCAGGCUAUCGCAGCAGCGAGAGAAUGGGAGGAGUCGCAAGUGAUUGCCGUGAAAAGCACUCUCUUUAAUCUCCCAGUUCAACACGAGCAAGUGGAGGCGGUGGCUCAGACGGACGCUGCUUGGAGAGAGAAUUCUCAGAUCGCAGGGUUGGGAUGGAUAAUCAAAAGCUCAGAACAGAGUAAGGAAGAUGCAAGGGGAGUAGGCUUUAUCCCCUCCUCGCUGAUAGCCGAAGGAUUAGCUCUGAGAGAGGCCAUCGACACCUGUAGGGCCAUGGGGCUGAAAGAAGUGCGUUUUGAAUCGGAUUCGGCGCAGUUGAUUAAAGCGAUCAAUGGAAAAAGGCCGUCACUGGAUCUCUAUGGCAUAGUGGAGGAUAUCUUAUCAAUGGCGAAAGACUUUGAGAUCGCUGUGUUUAUUUGGAUUUCCCGUUUAAAAAACGCUGAGGCGGAUGUAUUAGCGAAGAACGCUUUAAAUGUGUUUGAACAAGAGGUGGUUGGUGAGUUUAUUCCCCCACCGGUUUAA
Molecule: messenger RNA, 2331 nt
Organism: Raphanus sativus (radish)
Lineage: Eukaryota; Viridiplantae; Streptophyta; Magnoliopsida; Brassicales; Brassicaceae
Exons: 1
Coding region: 1-2331 (776 amino acids)
Molecular function (GO): RNA-DNA hybrid ribonuclease activity; nucleic acid binding
Source: RefSeq, a predicted model, not a curated record